UUUAGGGCAGGGGGGGGGUUCAGCUCUGCUCCGGGAUCGCCGGUAAAAGUCUCCCAAGUCUCGCCGAAGCGAGGCAGCAUUAAUAUCAGGAUGGUCCCGAGCGAAGCUGCGUCCGCACGGAAGAGGGAGAUCGAGGCGAAGCUGGAGCAGGAACAAGAUAUGCUGGCGUUUAUUCAUGAGAACUUAGAGAAAAGCGAUCAACUGACCAGAGGAAUGGUCUCCAUCCUGUCGUCGUUCGAGAGCCGGCUUCUGCGGCUGGAGUGCGCCGUCAUCCCCGUGCACACGCAGACGGGGAACCUGCAGCGGCUGCAGGACCACGUGGACCGGGCGCUCUCCUGCCUGGACCACGUCAUCGGCUACUACCACGUGGCCAAGGACACCGAGAAGACCAUCUGGGAGGGACCCACAGGUAGACUGGAGGAGUAUCUUCUCUGCAUGGCUGAGAUCCAGAAAGCUGUGGAGUUCUUCCAGGACAACAAUCCAGACAGCCCAGAACUCAACACUGUGAAAGCGCUGUUUGAGAAGGGGCAGGAGCUGCUGGAGGCCGAGUUUCGGGCGCUGCUGACCCGCUGCAGCCGGCCCGUGCCCCCCCAGCUGGUGCUGCGGCUCCUGGGGGAGGAGACGCGGGAGGAGACGCAGGAGGAGGCGCAGGAGGAGGUGGCUCUGGAGCACCUCCCUGGGCCUGUCCUACGCGACAUGGUGUGCAUCUCCUCCUGGCUGAUAGAGCACGCCCGUAACCAGGACUUCCUGAGCGUGUACUUCCAGGUACGCUCGGUGCAGCUUGCCGGCUCUCUGAAGGGGCUGAGAGACUUCCGCAGAAACUCCCCGCCCACCGCCUGCCCCUCCCCCGCCCUGCAGGCCCGCCGCAAGGACACGCCCACCAAGAGGCCGCCACGCCGCCCAGGGAAAGACGAGAUGCAGGACGUGGAUAUGGACUCGUACAUCUGCUGCGUCAGUGCGUUUGUAAGGCUGGCCCUCAGCGAACACGCCCUGCUGGCGCAAGUCAUCCCAGAGCAGCACCAGAAGAAGACCUUCGACUCGCUCAUACAGGAGGCUCUUGACGGCCUGAUGCUGGAGGGAGAGAGCAUCGUGGCGGCUGCCAGGCGGGCGAUCAGUCGCCAUGACUACACCGCCGUGCUCACCAUCCUCCCCAUCCUACGGCACCUGAAGCAGAGCAGAGCAGAGUCCAACACCACACUGCAGGGCACUGCCUCCAGUACUAAGAACAAGCUGCCCAACCUCAUCGUCUCCAUGGAGACCAUCGGUGCCAAAGCGCUGGAGGAGUUUGCCGACAGCAUCAAGAACGACCCAGACAAAGAGUACAACAUGCCCAAGGAUGGCACUGUGCACGAACUGGCCAGCAACGUCAUGCUGUUUCUUCAGCAGUUGCUGGAUUUCCAGGAGACAGCCGGCACCAUGUUGGCAUCCCAGGUUUCAGAGAGCUCCUGCAGUUCAGAGUUCGGCCGGAGAGUCCUCAGCUCCUACAUAUGUAAAGCGCUAGGAAACCUGCAGCUGAACCUGCUCAGCAAGUCUAAGGUGUAUGAAUACUCUGCCCUGAGUGCGAUCUUCCUCCUCAACAACUACAACUACAUCCUCAAGUCCCUGGAGAAGUCAGAGCUGAUACAGCUGGUGGCUGUCACUCAGCAGCAGGUGGAGAGCUCGUACCAGGAUCUGAUUCAGCAGCAGGUACAGGUGUACCAGCGCAGCUGGUGGAGGGUGCUGGAGUACCUGAUGGACAGGAACACGCCCACGUUUCAGCCUGGUCAUAAGCUCAAAGACAAGGAGCGGCAGCUGAUAAAAGACAAGUUCAAGGGCUUUAAUGAGGGCCUGGAGGAGCUCUGUAAGGUGCAGAACGCCUGGGCCAUACCUGACACACACCUGAGGGACGCACUACGGCACGCUCAGAAGAGCCUGAUCGCCCAGACCUACAGGAGCUUCCUGCACAGAUAUGCCAACAUAUCAUUUACCAAAAACCUGGACAAGUACUUGAAGUAUCGCCCAGAGCAGGUGGAGGAGAUGAUUGGCCGACUUUUUGACACUUCAGCCUGAGCCACACCCCCACCGUCGCAUUGCAUUCUGGGAGAACAAAAUGUCCUGACUUUGUCUGAAGACCUGGGGCUCUUUCCAAUCUCUUAUUUCUCACCUCCAUCCUCCUUUCCUUGCUCCUAGCUCCACCCUUCUGGAGAGGCUGGAAAAACAGGCAAGAAAAGGAGGUGAAAACAGGGGAUUCAAGAAAACUUGAAUUAGGCAAUGGAGUGUCCUUGCUCCUUCAAACAUCAGCCCGAGGCCUUGCAGGACACAGACGCGUGGCAGACGGGGAGUGGUCGAUCCACAGCCCGAUCAUUCCUAUUACUGCUUCUGCAGAGUUUCCCUGCUCAAUAAUCGUCCAGGAGCCUCCUAGCUCCUGGUUCUAGCUCAUUGAGGGAACAUUUAACAGAUUGGAAUUUCCUUCCAAGAUAGCGGACCUGUGUUGAUGUCUGGGCCAGGGGAGGAACAAGGAAACACGGAUGGGUGAAAUAAGCGAGUGGAAGGAGCCCGGAGACUUUAACAAUGCGCCCUUCAGUCAUUCUGUUUGUCCUCCUUUUCAAUGAAAAUCAGCCUGACAUUUAGUAUGAGUGGUAGGCUAGUAUGCAGCUUCAAACACAGCCACCAUCUGUCCUCACUGUGACAGCAGUGUGGGAUGCAAAUGACUGCAAAUCCCAGCAUGCUUUGCCUCAAAAGUAAUUGAAAGUGUGACAGGAAAUUGUAUUGCAGUUUUAACUAAGGGGGGAAGGAAACCUUUUGUAAAAUCUGUGGGCAUACACACUUUCCACACCCCCACACUGCUGGCCAUACUGAGUGUGUUCAGCUCUGAUAGAGAAAUGAAAUGUGAUAUUUCAGAGUGUAUUGUGUAUUGUGCCAUCUGACCACCCCCUCCCCGAGCUCAACGCAUGGUCAGGACACCAGGAAACACUUUUAAACGCAUACACAUUUUAAAGUUUUAAAUACAGCCUUUAUUAAUGUAUCUAUUAAUAUUUGCAUUUCUCUUAUUUGUCCUAAUAAAGAAAAAACACUGA
Messenger RNA from Conger conger (European conger), 3056 nucleotides. Its product is annotated as exocyst complex component 7-like. Gene Ontology annotation, molecular function: phosphatidylinositol-4,5-bisphosphate binding. The transcript is spliced from 18 exons. Bases 91 to 2049 code for a protein of 652 amino acids. Gene Ontology annotation, biological process: exocytosis. NCBI's taxonomy places the organism in Eukaryota, Metazoa, Chordata, Actinopteri, Anguilliformes, Congridae. Gene Ontology annotation, cellular component: exocyst. The record is from RefSeq and is a predicted model, not a curated record.